AUUUUAUUUCGUGGCAAACGUUUCCUUUGUUUCAAUAUCAGCACACAGUAGAAUUUUCUUUUUUAUAAUAAUUUUUUUUUUCUAAUAGCAAUUUGUCUUUUGCAUUCUUGGGGUGAGAGAGAAGAGCACAGCUAGCUUGGGUAGGUGUUUGUUUUGUCUUUUGGGACUUCCUUGGCCUGUGAUGCCGUUGUUGACCACGCCCCUCUGAAUAAUGCCACCAUAGAUUUGAAAAAAAAAGUCACAAGGCAGGUCUGGGUUUGGUAGUUUCCUUGAAACAAGGCUUGCUUGCCGGUUUUGACCACUGUAAUUUCGUGCAGGGUUUCUGUCAUUCCUCCUGGGGUUGAUUGCUGCAUUCUGGGGUUUCAGUCAAGUAAAUCACCGAACGCAGGCUGUGCUUUUACAUUGUUCUAGUUGUAGUUCUCUGGACUGGGAAUAAUUUAUUUUCUCUUCCUUUGUACGAGUGAGUCUCUUUGUAUCAGUAUUUUUUUUUUUUUGAAUUGUAUUUUCUGGUUUUCUGCUUUGGUUUUUGGUUUUUUGGGGGCAUUUGAUCAUUGGGUUUCGCUGGAAUUGCGCCUAUCACGUCUAAAUUACGGGGUUACUACAAAAUCUUUAGUGCAAAUUUGUUGGAACCCUGAUUGAUUUGUGGGUGAUUCUUGGAGUCUUUUGAGUUUCUGUAAUUAGCUCUUUUGAUAUCUGUUCUUUUGGCUAUUUGUUAUUCUCAAGAAGUUGAAGGGAAUGAAGGGGAAGGGUGGAACACCGGGUAGUUACUUCCUGUUAAACACUGGAGCCAAAAUCCCGGCCAUAGGACUUGGGACAUGGCAGAGUGGUGGGGAUCUUUGUGUUGAAGCUGUAAAAACGGCAUUGGCAGUUGGUUACCGUCACAUCGAUUGUGCACAUCUAUAUGGGAAUGAGGUUGAGGUAGGGGAAGCAUUAGGAGAAGCUUUCAAAGGUUCACUUGAGAGGGAGGAUGUUUUUUUGACUUCUAAGCUGUACUGUACUAUGAAUUCACUUAAUAAAAUUGAAAAUUCAGUUAGAGUCUCCCUUAUGAACCUUGGGGUCUCAUAUUUGGAUCUUUAUCUGAUGCACUGGCCUGAGAGCUCGGCGUUUCGUGAUGCAACUGAUCCUCCUUCAAAGUCAGCAAGUGAACAUAGGCAAUUUUUGAAUCGAUUGAAGAAAGCAUGGAAAGCCAUGGAAGGUCUGGUUGACUUGGGUCUGGUUCGAGCCAUUGGGGUUAGCAAUUUCAGUGUUCAGCAAAUCAAAGAAUUGCUUAACUUUGGGAAAAUUGUUCCAGCAGUUAAUCAGGUGGAGUUGCACCCAUUUUGGAGGCAAGAUGAACUUGUAAAGUUCUGUCGGUUGAAAGGUAUUCAUGUAUCUGCUCACACACCUUUAGGAGUUCCAACGUACACUCCUGGACCAUCUGACAGUGGAUCUGGUGGGGAAGAUGAACCUGGAACGCCUCGCGUAUCAUUCAGGAGGUCAAGGUCUGUGCAUGGGCCUAUGUUGAAAUUGUCAGUUGUUGCAGAAAUAGCAGAUAGGCAUAAAAAGACUCCUGAGCAGGUCAUUCUGCGGUGGGGGCUUCAAAGAGGAACCAGCGUGUUGCCUUGCAGCCUGAAACCUGAGCGGAUAAGAAAGAACGUAGACAUUUUCAGUUGGUGUUUGUCUGAUGAUGAGUGGAAUCGGCUGAACGGGAUUGAGCCCCAGGUUUGUCUAUUCGGAAAUGGACUUCUGACUAAUCUUGCAGAGGGUGGCUUUGUCUCUGGGGGUGGAGGAGGUCCCCUUCAGGCCGUGCGAGAGUUGGAAGAUGAUGUGGAAUCCAAUGCUUGAUGUUUCAUAAUUGUAGCACAAUAUAAUAUAAAUUCUUUGAGAUGUUAUUCUGCUGAUUUAAAAUGUGUUGGUGUUAUGUCAUGUCAUAAUCCCAUUGUUUGUGUAAAUUUUUCUGUAUUAUGGAUCCUGAAUUACUAUAAAGUCGAACGGUAUAUUAUUAAUAAAGUUGAUCUGCUUCCCUUCCCA
Malania oleifera is the source of this 2010-nucleotide messenger RNA. RefSeq names its product aldo-keto reductase family 4 member C10-like. Gene Ontology annotation, molecular function: aldose reductase (NADPH) activity. The record is from RefSeq and is a predicted model, not a curated record. Bases 736 to 1824 code for a protein of 362 amino acids. Gene Ontology annotation, cellular component: cytosol. Lineage: Eukaryota; Viridiplantae; Streptophyta; Magnoliopsida; Santalales; Ximeniaceae. The transcript has 3 exons.